Messenger RNA from Trichosurus vulpecula (common brushtail), 9372 nucleotides. It is a transcript of the gene CFAP47, whose product is annotated as cilia and flagella associated protein 47. The transcript is spliced from 65 exons. The record is from RefSeq and is a predicted model, not a curated record. NCBI's taxonomy places the organism in Eukaryota, Metazoa, Chordata, Mammalia, Diprotodontia, Phalangeridae. The coding region runs from base 1 to 9372 and encodes 3123 amino acids. Gene Ontology annotation, molecular function: protein binding.
AUGGAGAAAACCGUGCUGUCGUUGCGGCUCUGCCCGGCCGAAGUGUGCUUUGCUGACGUGCAGGUGGGGAUGAUCUAUAGCACCGAAAUCAAGGUGCAGAACAUCGGCCGCAGCAACAUGAAGAUCCGCUUUCUGGGGCCCGAGGACCCGCAGUUCAAGUUGGACAGGAACACUAACCAAAUAGCAAUUGCUACUGGACUUCAUGUGACAGCCACUGUGACUUAUCAGCCUGUUAAAGAAGAAGACAGUUUUGACAAAAUACAUAUUUUAGUAGGAAGAAGAAAAAUAGCAAUUCCACUGAUUGGGUUGAUUCCAUGCUGUCAUUUGGAAAUUGAGUCAAAAGUUAAUUUUGGCACAAUCAUAGCUAAUAGUAAAGCAAUUUGUAAGUCGAUUAGCGUUAUCAACCAAGGAACAAUUCCAGGUUCAUUUGACAUAGAUUAUAAAGGGAACUUACCCAUCACUAUAAUACCAACUAGUGGAAUUGUGGACCCCAAAUCAUCAAAGAAUAUUAAAGUUUAUAUAUGCACAGAUAAGCCCAGAAUUGUUAAUGAAUUGGCAAAAGUGAGUUUGCAGGGUGGUGAAGACACAUUUUUACAGAUUGAAGCCUAUGUGGUUCAGCAAAUUAUUGAACUGUUAGAUAUGUGUGAGGAAAAAAGUUUGAAGUGUAUACAAUUUGGAACUGUCUUCUUUGGAACAUCAAAGAUUGAGCAUGCAAUUCUGUAUAAUAAUAGUCCUGAAAACAUGAGUUGGGUAGCAGUGAUGGAGCAUGAAGCAGUUGGAGGAGAAUUGGGUACAAAUCUUCAGCAAAGAAUAGAUGGUACUUUACAUGAUUUAAGCUACAUAAACAAAAUGAGGAACAUAGAUGUUACCACUUUUAUUGCCUGUAUUCCCAAUGAAGGAACUUUAUUACCUUAUCAAAAAACAGUAAUUACAUUUUGCUUUAGUCCAAAACUGUAUGAUAAUGGUCGGAAGCAUGCUGACUUGUCCCACAGACAAGAUUAUGCUCUGUUUUUGAGAUUUGAGGCAAUAGAGAGUAAAGAUACUUUUUUGAAAGCUGAAGAAGAAAAAGCUACUGAAAGUCAUCAUUUUCACAAAGUGGAGUUAGCACUGACAGGCUCAGGACUCCCUGUCUUAUUAAGUUUUGUGCCAGGAAAAGUCCUGAAUUUCACACCUUGUUUUAUGGGUCAACGCUCAGAGAUUUUGUGCAGUAUACAAAAUCAUUGCAAGACACUUCCUGUAGCAUUCAGCUUCCACAAAGUAGCUCAUUUUAAAAUUAAUCCAGAGAAGGGCAAGAUAGAUGAAGAAAGUAUUCAGAAUGUGCUCUUUUCAUUUGUGCCACAUCAACUAGGCAUAUUUAAAGUAAAGCAAUUAAUGGACAUACUUGGUUUUGUAGCAGAAGAUAAUUUACAGUCAGUGAAAGUGAAACCUUUUCACCAAAUACAGUUAAGUUUUACUAGUAUCUGCAAACCUACAACCAAGAGAAUUGAGAUGAAAAUCAUUCCUGGUCUAACACCUCUGAUUACUAAUUCCACUGGACAGUAUGUUGUUGAUGAAACAGGAGAGUAUAAAAACUUUGCACCAGUAGCAAUGCUGAAAUCAAACUUAACAUCUAUCCAUAAUCACCGAUUAAGUGGACCCUUGGGGAAUGAUGUACUGGUUGCCUUUCCUAAUGACCGCUGUGCUAGCCUCAGGUCUGGAGAUCCACGUGUGGAAAUCAGGACCAUUUUCACAAAAAUUGAGAGAUACAAUUAUGUGGACACAGAAUUUGCAUAUACUAAAGAGGAAGAAAUACAAGCACAAGAAAAUAAAGACUAUUAUAUGAACUUCACCCUGAAAUUGGCGAAGCGUAGAAUGCUGAGGAAGUCAGAAAGGGCAUUUAAGCUCUCAGACAAUGAGAUAGAUAUUGGCAUGAAACCAGGAGGAGGACUGAUUUCACCUCGCCUCUCAGUUACACAAAUAUUUGAAGAGAUGACUAAAUCUGUAAAAUUGCCUUCAAAGGAAAGUUCUCUACUAAGUACUCGAAAUUUGGCAGCAAAAGAAGCAGAAUCCCUGCAAGGAAAUGUUAUUAAUGUAGUUAAUCACAACCUAUCCACUCCACAAGCAAAAGAAGAUUGUAAUUUAAUUUUGACACCAAAGCAACUUCAUCAAGUAGUAAUUGGUCCAUCUGUCCUCGAUUUUGGUGAUAUUUGUGUGAAUUACAUAUGUACUAAACAAAUGCAUGUUAUCAAUAAUCUGCCUCUGCAUAUUUUGGUGCAGUUAGAAAUUGAUCACGAAGAGCUAAAGAAUACGAAUCCAUUGUCUUACGUGGUUCCACCUGCAUCAAAUACAUGCAUUCCAAUAGCGUUUGAGAAGACCACUCUGGGGACGUUUUGGAAGUCUUUCAGUUUCACAAUAAACAACAUUCCUAGUGGAAAUAUCCUAGUGAAGGCAGUAGUGAUGCCUGUGGCUCUUGAGUUAUCAACUAAAGAACUGGUUCUAAGAUCUACUCGAGGUUUCCUGGUGAAAACAGCCUAUAGGGGGACAGUCAGAUUGUAUAAUCACCGAAAUGCUGCAGCUAGAUUUAAAUGGCAACCACUGGUCCUAGAUAAUGGGAUUGCAUUUUCUAUACGUCCAGCUAAAGGUACUGUAGAAGGAUACUCAGCACUGGAUUGUGAAGUGAGCUGGCAACCAAGUUAUAGCUCUCCAGAAAGAGGCCAAUUCGACCUUCAAGUGUAUGAUGGAAACACAGUGCGGUUAGACUGUGCAGUGAAGAUUGGCCCUGCCAAAGUUGUGCUAUUGGCUCAUCAUGUACUCUUUGAGAAUUGCCCUCAAGGUUUAACAACAUCGAAGAAGACAGUUCUUCAAAACGUUGGUUUACAUCAUGCUUACUUCAAGGUUUGUGACAAAGAGCUUCUGCCUUUCAUUAAGAUCACUCCAUCUCAUGGCAUAAUACCUGUAGGGGGUUCAACUCCACUCUUUAUCGCCUGUACACCAUAUUUUUCAGAGAGAUUUGAUACCAAAGCAAAGGUAAUAAUACGCCAUGGAAGUGAAUUAGACCUUAGAAUUGGUGGCUCCAUAGAUAUUGCAGAUGUAGUUAUCAGCCUGAGCUUAAUAAACUUCCAAGGUGUUUAUGUUGGCUCUACAAAGGUUAUUCCAUUUUUACUAAAUAACAAAGGUACAACAUGUGCCCGAGUGGAAUUUGAUUUAUCAAACUAUAAAGAUUUUACAUUGGAAUUUAAAGACUAUGAAGUCUUCAAAGACCCUGCACUUCCUUAUUCAUAUGCUGUGGAAUUAGAAGAAAAGACAUCGUUGGAAUGUGGACUAGCAUUUUGUCCCAAAGAAGUGGCAGCAUAUGACUUCAGUCUUCCAAUUAGUGUUAAUUUCACUGAGUCGUCAACACUCUCCUACCUUUGUUCUACAUCACAUUCUUUUGACACUCAAUUGUCGCCUUCUUUAGUCCCGCUAAUAGCUCCACUGGUACCACCAUGUAGUGUCAAAGCGAUUGUAUUACAGCCACCACUGAAAUUAUCCAAUACAGAAUUUUCCUUUGACGUUUCUUUAAAUAAUGUACCAUUGGAUUUUUGUGAUGGAAACCAGAAUAAUCAGCACCGUUUUAUUCCCCCCUCCCACCAUCCCUGGACCCCAACAGCUUCUGAGAAGAUUCUUGACCUGACUAACACAUCAAAACAUCAGGUAUCAUGGAUUUUGGACAUUAAUUAUGUGGGCAAAAGAAUAAAAGAUGGCACUUUUUCAUUCAGUGCAUUUUCUGGUUCUCUUGUGCCGGGUGAAACAAACAGCAUUUUUGUAAAUUUCUGUUCAAUGUGUCCUGGAACAUAUACUGCUGAAGUUCCUCUUCAUCUGAAGGACGAUCCUGUUUGCUAUCGAUUGUUAACACUAACAGGAACUGUGAGAACACCCAAGUUAACCUUUGAUCCUCCAUUUGUGUUUUUGACUCCUGUUCCUUUGGGCGUGAAAACUGGGAUAGAUAUCAACAUUAUUCCCCAAAACUACUUCAGGAAAUCAGCAGUGUAUGCCCGAGUUCCAACAAUUAAGCUCUAUGACGGUGUUAUGAUAGAUGUCCUUUCUGUGGAUUUUCCAAAUGGCAAAGAUAUUGAAGUCUCACCAGAUGGAAUAAACACAGGACUAAUUUCUCACAUCAGUUUUAAAUCAAUGAAGCCAGUGUCUUUUUCAGCUGAGGUGCUAUUUUUGGAUGAAGAAAAUAACUGGUUUGCGAUACAGAUUACUGCAGUAGCAGAAAACUGUGUCCUUACUAUUUAUCCAUACUUGGCAUAUCAUAUUGAUGAUCAAAAAAUUAUGUUGAAGCAAGGUAUUGAUAUGGUAUGUGAAAAUUCACCAUUGCAAGGAAGUGAAAAACCUAAGACAGAAGAAAAUGAAUACGUGGGUGUGAAACAGGGUCAAUAUUUUUUUCCUGAUGAAGACAAAAAGGAAUAUCCAUUUUUUGAGAAAGUUGUAACUGCAGUUCAGACAUGGUUUAGUCUCUUUGGUUGGUCUCAAGGACUCAAUCCUAUUUCUGUUCCAGAGAGUAUAAGAAGGGAUGUGUGUAAAGGAGCAUUAUCAGCUCCAACAAACAAACAAAUCAAUUCAAACAAUGACUUUGCCAGAUAUAAUAAAACCAUAUAUGACAUGUUAUUUUACUUGAGUGGACAGAUGCUACCUGGAGUUGCAACAACUCAGACAUUACCUAUUGAUGAUACUGAGAGAGUGAUCCACCUCCAUUGGCUACAUUCUACACUUCUCACCUUCCUCAAAGCUCAAGGAGCAUGCCUUCCCUAUAUACUUCCUGAAUUUCUACUUGAACCAGAAGAUUACAAGAAAUGGAUUAAAAUGAAAGCUGCCACUAAAGAGGAAUUUGAGAAUACCCAAAUGCCUGAGAAGUAUACUUUGAUCAUUGAGGACUCUAAGUUUGAAGCUAUGAGUAAACGUGUCUGGACUGAUGUGUUACUUCAGACAUACAAGGUGCUUGUUCUUUCUCGGGUAGUACCAUUCAGUAGCAGUGUUGUGCCUACCAUAAACGUGGAAAAUACUCCAAGGAUCAACCCACACUUUUUGUCUAGUAAUGUAUACUCUAAGCCUGAAAGGACCCUGCUCAGUUGGAUGAAUACAAAUUAUGAGAAUACCAGAAGCAAGAUAUGGAAAGACUGUGAUAAAGGUCUUCCUCCCCUUGAGAAAUGGAUAGUAAAUUUUGAUAAAGAUCUUUUUGAUGGCCUCGUUUUAGCAGCACAGGUGGCAGCUUACUGUCCAUUUUUGAUACCGACACAUUUUGUAGACAUGUAUACCUCUCCACACAGUCCUGAACAGCGCUUGCACAAUUGUUUAAUUGUGGUGAAUGCUCUACGUGAAGUUGAUUUAAAUAUAGAUAUACAGGCCAUUGACAUUUGUGAUCCAAAUCCAGUCUGGAUGCUCAUGUUUUGUGUCUAUCUGUAUGAAAACCUGCCAUCUUACCUACCUACAAAGAUUGUUCAGUUUCCCUGUUCUCUGCAUACCACAGUUGUCAGACAGAUUCUUCUGAAUAAUCCAAGCUCUAAAAAUUUAGUAUAUAAUACUAGAAUUAUAGGCUGGGAUGCGGCAGAUUUUUCAUUGCCUGAAAAAUAUAAGAGUGUUAUAACCAUUGCUUCAAGAGAUCAAGUUUAUAUUAAUGUGGCAUUUACUAGUCGCUUUAUACAUCCUGCUGAAGCUAUACUGAUGUUAAUUUCUAAAACUAAGAGUGGCAAGAGAGGUACUACAAUGACUUUUGCUCUUAAGGCUGAAGUCACUAAUUUUAAAGCCAUGGAAAUUGUAAACUGCAAAACCCCAUGUUAUGAAUGGAAAGAAAUUAUUGUGGAUGUUAAAAAUCCUUUUCACACUGAUGGAGAAUUCAGUGUUAAUUUGGUGGAGUCCUCAACUUUUGUACAUCAGACAGCACAACUAAAUGAAAUAAGUCAAUCGAUGAAAGAUGAAAACUCUCGAAUGGACUCAAUGACCAAUGAAAUUGAAAACUAUGAAUUUCCCAGCCAAGGAAACCUCUUAAAUACGUCAAUUAAAUGCAGUUUCAUGAAAGAGUUCUUCUGUCAGGUGAAGUCUAUGUAUCUGGAAGCUAAAGGGACUUCAAGUCUGAAUCUUCAUUUCCUUCCAUUUGACCUCAAUAAGCGGUAUUGUGUUAUCAUAUUCAGCAAUAAUAAGAUUGGAGAAUUUGUAUACAUUGUGGAAGGGACGAGUACUGUUCCUUUGCCUUCCAAAUUCCUCCCAAUAGAUAAUCCAAAUAUUUUGAAUUACAACCACCCUCCUGAUGAAGAUUUAGGCAAGGAUGAUCCAAUUCUGCAUUUGAAAUGUGAUCUCAAUAAUAUCCUAGAAUUGGAACUCAAGGUGCCACUGGUUAAUGAGGCCAGGGCAAAGGCCCUAGAUUUUUCAGCGCAUCAGCAGAUGUCAUCUCUUGAGUAUGAACGAAGGAAAAUCACAGGAACUCUCAACAGUAGUAGUGUACGAGCUGCAAUUGCUCUCUUAGGACUGACAAAACUUGAGACCCGUACACUUUUUAACAAUGCAAAAUCUACAUCCAUUUUAUACACCACGGAAUUAAGCCUUCCAGAACACUUUGAUAUCCCCAAGAAAAUCUACAUUCCUUCUGCUCCACAAAGCAGACUUACAGCAAUGCAUCUGGAAGAUGUUCAGACACUACAACAAGCAGAUUGUGCUUUGCUUCCUUUAAGAUUUGUUCCUCUCACUGCUGGACGAUAUCCUUGUUUUAUUUUGCUGAGGUCAUCGCAUGAUAUUCGGCUCUUUUCCAUUGAGUGUGUAGUGAAUUCUGACUGUCCUGAGGCCAAAUUUCAGUUUGAAACUCCAGCAUUUGAACCACUGACUCAGGAAAUUCCAAUAAGUAAUCAAACAGUGACUGAAUGGAAAUGCGUAGUGACUAUAGAAGGAGAUUGGUUUUAUGGACCUUCUGUUUUAUAUGUGAAAUCAGGAGAAACUGCUCAAUAUCCACUUACAUUCAAACCUAUUCUGGAAUGUGAGGUUACGGGCACACUUAAACUACGGAAUGAAACAGAUGGCAUUGAGCAAGUCUUUGAGCUAAGAGGGAUUGGAAAAAAACCUCUGCCCCUGGAUCACGCUGUGAUAGACUGUCGAGUGGGAAAAAUGACCAAGAGGCCCAUAAUUGUGCCCAAUUAUACAAAGGACAUGCUGACCUAUAGGGUAACUUCAGAUCUUCCAAUGGUGUGGGGAUGUCCAAGGAUUACAAUAGAGCCCGAUAAUAUGAUUUCUUAUGCUCUACAUAUAUGCCCAUGGAAACGAGGCACAUUUAAAGGUGCAAUUUCAUUUGUUGCUGAAGACACAGAACAGAAUGAUUCACAAGACACAAAUAAUGAACAAUCCCUUCAGAAAUGGUUAUUAGAAACAUCAGAAAGUCUGGAUAACAGAGGAAGUGUUUCACAUAUAAAAGUCUGGUUUUUCCUAGAAAUUAAUAGCUUCCCUGCACCACCUGUAGAUACUAUUGAAGUGACUUGUGCCAUCUUGGACACUAUUGGAAUUGAAAUAUCUAUUACUAAUCCUAAACAAAGACACCUCCAUUUAGAUGUGAUAUUAACAGACAUUUCCCUUAGUGGAGAGUCCACAGUUAUUCUGGAACCAAAUGAAACAAUAACCUAUGUAGUCAGAUAUUCUCCGAUGAUCAUAGGCUAUGCAAACGAAAGUGUUGUUUUCCAGCCUCGUAUAGGUAUAGAGUUCUGGUAUUUACUGAAAUUAACUGCUGAAAAGCCAAGACCAACUACAAUGCCAGAAAUACAGUGUGACCUUGGAAAGAAAGUCCGUCAGAUUAUCCCUUUAGUUAAUUCUACACGUGAAACCCUGGAAUUGACAAUUACCAACAAUAAUCCUGCUAAUUUUUUAUUGGAUCCAAACAAAAAGACAUUACUGAUCGUAGCUCCUUAUUCCACUAUGGAAGUACCUGUUCAUUUUUAUCCUUCCGCCCUUGGAAGACAGAAACAUCAAGCUUCAAUCAUCUUCCACUGUAGACAGCUUGAAGAAUGGGUAUUUUAUCUGUCUGGAAUAGGCCUCAUUCCUCUACCCUUGGAACCGGUGACCAUAUGUACGUGUAUUGGUCGGCAUUUGUCUGUCAUUAUACCUUUCAGGAACCCUACCACUGAACAUGUUCUUGUUGAUGUCCUAUUGAAAGAUAAAUUCAGCAACCGUAAGCUUCCUGGCACUUCUGUGGAUAUCACUAUGACUAAGAACACUGGUUUCAGUUUUACUCUUAAGCAAACACAAGGAAUACCAUUACCUCCGAAAGCAAAGUUGGAUAUCCCUGUGUUAUUUGUUCCUCAUAUUAUGAAAUUAUAUGAAGCAAUGGUGAUUGUCGAGGUGGUGAGGGGAAACGGUGAAUAUUGGACUUACGAUAAGGCAGAUGACUUGGGCCCAGGUUUGGAAAGCACAACAAGAACAGAAAAUGGGGACAUCUGCAACAUACGUUGGAAUUACCCCAUACUGGGCAUCCCAGAAGCACCGCCUCCUAAAACACACCAUGCUAGUAUAAUCAGUCGAGCCCGGCAUCGAGUGGAAGAGACAGUACAAGUGCUUCUAACUGGUGUAGUUUUUGAAUCAUCAGAACAACGAGAAUUAGUGGUGAUUCCCAAAAAACCACCUGUGGAAGAUGAUCAGAAGCAAGAACCAGUAAAUGAUGAUUUGCCUGGAGUACAUGAAUUUCAGUAUGAAAUUCAGUUUGAAUCUGAUCUCAUGAAAUCUAACUUGGAAUCUUGUGUUGCAUUAUAUCUGACCAGUAAAGAACGAAAUAUAGAAAAUGGAGUUAUAUCCCUAGUCUUCAAUAUGGUCUUUGCACCAAAGAAACCAAUGCGAUCUGUAAUCACAUUGGCAGUGCAAUGCAGCACAGAUGGGAUAUGGAAGUUUCCAAUAACUCUGAUUGCUUCUGAGCCAGAAUUUGAUGAUGUUAUCAAUAUUGAAGGGAUUGGCUUGUUCAAGGAAUCUACUGUUGCCUUUAGGCUGACAAGUCAGACACGGUACCCAGAGUCAUUCACUGCAUACUUCCUACCAGGCAGUGAUCGGGAGUUUUUUGUAAAACCUCAGAUGGGAGAACUUCUUCCACUUCACACUGCUGGAACACUUAUCAGUGUUGGAUUCACACCACAAAUGUACAGCAGGAAGCAUCAGGCAACAUUAGUAAUACAGACAGAAAAUAUCUAUUGGAUGUAUCAGAUCAAUGGGCUGCCACCAAACACAGUACCACCGACAAAUGUAACAGCUAGAAUUGAUUGCAUUAAUAAGAACCUGAGAACCAUCCCCGUUCACCAGCGUAACUUCCUCCAGGAAAACACUAAACUAAUCACCACAGGGGUGUCCUCAACCAUCAAAGGUGCUCCUUUGGUAUUAAGAAAAAAUAAAUAA